AUGGAUAGAAUGAUUGAGGAAGUAGUAAGGAGGAAAUCACGGACGCCAAGCGAGGGCCUAAAGGAAUUGCUCAAGCAGAAAAUGCCCGAAGAGCAGAGGUCUGAACCCGGCAUUCAAGUAGAAUAUGAGUUUGUAGUUAAAACCGAUCCCACAAGGUUCGCGGAAUGUCCCAUUAUAGAUACUAGUGAUGGCCAUUACUUCUGUACUUUCGAUGGGAGAGACCUGAUGUUUGAUCCCAAUCAGACAUCACCGUACAUUUUUCUUCCGUUUCCUCUACGUAAAGCAAUAUUUCACAGGAGUGGAGAUAAAUUAUACUUCAUAACUUUAGAUACAUCCAACAAGCUUCAAUACUCGUUGCUUGUUAAUGGAUAUCCUUCUGAAGAACGGUAUGUGAUCUCAAGAAAUGUACAGAAAGUCACCAAGCAGUCAAACAAGGUUUUCUACAUUUCUACCAAGAACGAGCUCUCGUACAUAAACAUGGUUGUGGAAGACAAUGGGGUUCUUAGAGGGCGAAUGUGCACUUCUGGAAUCAAAUCGAAGGCCAGCAUUGAUAUAUUCUAUGCCAGUUCAACUCUGUUUAUGAAUACAGAAUAUAGAUUUCGUAGAGAAGAUGGAAAGGAACUGCCUGUUCAAGGAGACAAGAUGUGUGAGAUGGGAGGAAAGAUCCUUGUUUUGGAUGGAAGGGAGAAAGAGUCUUGCAUCUUUUUACUAGAUGAAAAAUACUGUGUGGCCAGCCAGCUCAAGAUUCCUGCAGCGGGACGUGCAAGCGACUUGUUUCCAUUGGGUAAUAUUACUGGAAUAGUUUCUGAGGAGGUUUUGUAUUUGGUUAAUGAGCGCAAUGGGGAGUUGUGCAUAGCAAAGGAAAUUGACUUGAAAACGCGUCCUCUCUGUAUAAGCCUUUACUUGAAGGAAAAUAUUGUAAGAAUAUCUGAAAUAAUAGUGGGUGAAGAUCUGUCUUCAAAAGAAUCUAGUUCCUCCGUCUUAAAAGACUUUAAUGUUGAAUCGAAUAGCUCAGUUGAAAAAAAUAGAGAUAUUGUAGAAAGUGCUUUGCCUGGUACAGGUAAUGUAAAGAUAGAGUCCUCCGAAGAUGGUUAUGAUACCAGCCCAGACAAGCUCUUUCUAGUUGGAAGCGAUACCCCUUAUGCAAAUUUAUUAUUAGGAAACCAUGCAGGCGAGGAAGGACAUAGGAUGGCAGGGGAAGGAAAUGUUUUUUCAAAAGAAGAUGUUUCUGUGGAUAGCUUCAGUCCAUAUAUACCGGACAAAAACGAUUCUGAAGAAAUAAGGCGUCUAGAUGAAAAGAUAGACAUGGUGCUAAGAGCCCAAAAAGAAAUUGGAGAAAAGAUGAGUAAGAUUGAAAGGGAUAACAGUGAGCGGUUCAAAAGAUUAUUAGAGAUGCUUGAAAAGUCCUAUGAGUCUAAGAAAACAUCAGGGACACAGGUGUUUUCGGCCGAAGAAUUGCCCAGGAUGGUUGAGAUAUUGAACAACCUUGAGGCCCGGCUUAGAAGUGAAACAUCUAACGAGUCUAAGGUUUUGAACUGUGUCAAGAAGAUCAUUCUUGGUACGCUCGUUCCAGCGGUCGAAGCAGCAAUGGAUGAAAUUAGAAUCCAGAUGAUAAAUGAGAUAAGACUCAUUCAUAAUGAAGACCACCUUAAAAAUGUUAAAAGAGCUGUCGAUGGGCUUCAUAGCUCUUUCAACAAGCAAAAUGAAAUCAAAGGACUUAUUUCUGAAGGGCUGAUUGAAGAGGCUGCAGAAAUUGCCAUCAAGGGAUCAGAGUCUAAUCUUGAGACAUUCGUCUCUAAUGUAGAAAUAUCCUGCUUAGAAAAUCUUGCAUCUUCCAUGCUUGUUGCACUUCUUGAAAGGGUUCUGGUAAUAGCCAAGGACGACUUUAAGUCCGUCUAUCAGAACUUUACGUACAUGGCGAUGAUGUGCCUUGAGCCCAACGAUCUAAAUGACGAAGAGGUGCAGGUAUUGGAAAUCCUAAUGACAUACAUCAAUAAUAUUGAAGACCUCACUCUGAGCGAUGUCAAAGGACUGCCUGUCAUUUUGGACUUUCAAAGACUUAAAUUGAACAAAAUCAAGGACAAGAGAGGAAUCAAGUAA
Molecule: messenger RNA, 2100 nt
Organism: Encephalitozoon hellem ATCC 50504
Lineage: Eukaryota; Fungi; Microsporidia; Unikaryonidae
Exons: 1
Coding region: 1-2100 (699 amino acids)
Source: RefSeq, a predicted model, not a curated record